Molecule: messenger RNA, 1292 nt
Organism: Aegilops tauschii subsp. strangulata
Lineage: Eukaryota; Viridiplantae; Streptophyta; Magnoliopsida; Poales; Poaceae
Product: basic leucine zipper 23
Biological process (GO): DNA-templated transcription; regulation of transcription by RNA polymerase II
Molecular function (GO): DNA-binding transcription factor activity, RNA polymerase II-specific; RNA polymerase II cis-regulatory region sequence-specific DNA binding
Source: RefSeq, a predicted model, not a curated record
GAUUCUCCACCUUUUCUAUCCUGUCCGCUCCGAUCCAAUAGCAUCGCUGUCCACCGCUUGCUUCAUUCCCUCUAGGUCUCUCCUCCUUCGAGAUACCCAAAAUAAAAGGAGAGGGGGCAGGAGAACACCAACACAAGAUUGAUGGAGAGGUGACGAGCAAAAGGUGUAGGCAAAAAGAUCGAAAGAGAGGCAACAGUAAGAGGUUUUGCAGUUGCAAGGAGCAGCCGUUGUUGACACGUCUACACAUCAGAUGAGAUCUUGAUGCACUUCGGUAGUCUAGGAACGUUGGUGUCCUAACUGGAAUCCUGUGAGGUUUUGCGAUUGUGGUGAGAGUAGUUGACAUGUUCAUGCUCCUGGCCAUCAUGCAAAUUUGUUACUAAUCAUAGGAGGAGAAUCUAGCUUGUUGGCACAUUUUGUGACAAAAUGGACGACGGACUAUACCUUCCGAUCCCCAGCCACCUUCUGUUUCCAUAUCCUGAGAUCUCCCACGGCUUCGAUGAUGAGUUCCUAGCGUGUACUCACACACACACCUGCUGCAACGUUCCAUCAUGGCCGGCCGCGGCGCACGCCCACACGUGCCUCCACGCGCACACCCAAGUCAUAGCUUCCGGUGAAGAUCACGCGGAGCAUGACCAACUGAGGAAUCUCCGGAAGCCGCUGGGGAACCGUGAGGCCGUGCGCAAGUACCGGCAGAAGAAGAAAGCCCACGCAGCCUUCCUCGAGGAGGAGGUCAAGAAGCUCCGCGCCGCCAACCAGCAGCUCCUGAGGCGGCUGCAGGGCCACGCGGCCCUGGAGGCCGAGGUGGCGAGGCUGACGGGCCUCCUGCUCGAUGUCCGAGGCAAGAUCGACGCGGCAGAGAUCGGCGCCCUGCCGUUAGAGGAGCGGUGCAGCUUCGGCUCUGUCGUCUGUACUGCUGCAGAACCGACGCCAUGCUUUGACGCUGGCGGUGCUGAGGUAGCAGCGGUCCGGGAGGCUGGCGAUGUCGAUGACGGCGGCAUCGUCUCGGGAGAACUCGGUGUUCCUGAAGUGGUGGAUGCUGUUGCCAGCUUCGUGAACUCUGCUGCAUAAUUUGACGAAGUUCUUUGUACCCAAAUACAGUAUCAGAUAGAACAUGGCAUCCUUUCAUAUAGCCUGCUUGAAUAAAUGGUGGCUGGGAGCAGAAGUGUGGAAGUGAGACACCGUAUCAAGGUCUUGCUGCUUAUACUUCUGUUCUGAAGUGUUCGGUUUGUAAUGUACUUGUUGUGUUUGUAUUGGAUGGAGUUAAUAGUAAGUGUGACCCAGCAUUAUCUGUG